UGUGCAACAAGUCGAAUUGCCGCAUCGUUUUUUAUAGCGAAUCGCGAACACAUAACUAACGGUGCAAGACCAAAGUUCGAUUCGUUAAACAUUAGACAUCUAUAUUAGUAAGCGAAAAGUGAAAAACCCCGAAGAAUCGAACUGAGAUGUCGGCGACGAGAUUUCUGAGUGCCGUUGGCCAAAUUUCGCGACAGCAAUUGCUGCAGAAUAAGUGCACGAGAGCCCUGCCCAUUUCGGCCCACCUCCUCCAGAGCCGCCGCCUGAUGUCCACGAAUCCCGCCCCGGUGGUGGCCAGUGCCAACAAGCACCUCCACACCAAGGUGGUCAACGGGGUGCUGGUGAUCAAGAUCGACUCGCCCAAUGCCAAGGUCAAUUCCCUGGGCGCCGAGGUGAGCGACGAGUUCGAGCGCGUCAUCAAGGACCUGGAGACGAACCCGUCGGUCAGUUCGGCCGUCCUGAUCUCGGGCAAACCGGGCUGCUUCGUGGCCGGCGCCGAUAUCGGGAUGCUGGAGGCCUGCCAGACGGCCGAGGAGGCCACCCUGAUCUCGCACGGCGCCCAGCUGAUGUUCGACCGCAUGGAGCGCAGCAAGAAGCCCAUUGUGGCCGCCAUCAGUGGCGUCUGUCUGGGCGGCGGACUGGAACUGGCCCUGGCCUGCCACUACCGCAUCGCCACCAAGGACAGCAAAACCAAGCUGGGUCUGCCCGAGGUCAUGCUGGGCCUCCUGCCCGGCGGCGGCGGCACUGUGCGCCUGCCCAAGCUCACCUCCGUGCCCACGGCUCUGGAUCUGGAGCUCACCGGCAAGCAGGUGCGCGCCGAUCGCGCCAAGCGACUGGGCAUCGUGGAUCUGCUGGUCGAACCCCUGGGCCCCGGACUCCAGCCUGCCGAGCAGAACACCAUCGAGUACCUGGAGAAGACCGCCGUGCAGGUGGCCAGCGAUCUAGCCAGCGGCAAACUUCGUGUAAAUCGCGAAAAAAGCGGUCUGGUCAACAAGAUCCAGUCCUUUGUGAUGGACACCGACUUUGUGAAGAACAAGAUCUUCGACACUGCCAGGAAGCAGGUGCUGAGGGCCUCCAAUGGCCUCUAUCCCGCUCCCCUGAAGAUCCUCGAUGUGAUCCGCGCUGGCGUGGACAAGGGAAUCGAUGCUGGUUACGAGGCGGAACGCAAGGGCUUUGGCGAGCUGUCGGCCACGCCCGAGUCCAAGGGCCUGAUUGCCCUCUUCCGUGGCCAAACGGAGUGCAAGAAGAACCGAUUUGGCAAGCCAGAGCGUCCGGUCAAGACCGUGGGUGUUUUGGGAGCUGGUCUGAUGGGCGCCGGCAUUGUUCAGGUCUCCGUCGACAAGGGCUACCAGGUGGUGAUGAAGGAUGCCACCGAUGCGGGCCUGGGUCGUGGCAUUGGGCAGGUUCAGAAGGGUCUGGAAACGGCUGUGAAGCGAAAGCGCAUCUCUGGACUGGAGCGUGAUCAAACCCUAGCCAAUUUGCGUCCCACUCUCGAUUACAGCGACUUCAAGAACGCCGACAUCAUCAUCGAAGCUGUGUUCGAGGACAUCAAGGUGAAGCACCGCGUCAUCAAGGAGCUGGAGGCCGUUGUGCCCGAGCACUGCGUCAUUGCCACCAACACCAGCGCCAUUCCCAUCACCAAGAUCGCAGCGGGUAGCUCGCGACCCGAGAAGGUGGUCGGCAUGCACUACUUCUCGCCCGUGGACAAGAUGCAGCUGCUGGAGAUCAUCACGCAUCCAGGCACCUCCAAGGACACCGUGGCUCAGGCUGUGGCCGUCGGUCUCAAGCAGGGCAAGGUCGUCAUCACUGUGGGCGAUGGACCUGGAUUCUAUACCACCCGCAUCCUCUCCACUUUGCUGUCGGAGGCUAUAAGACUGCUGCAGGAGGGCGUGGACCCCAAGGAUCUGGACCAGUACACAAAGAAGUUCGGUUUCCCCGUGGGCGCCGCCACGCUUGCCGAUGAGGUUGGCAUCGAUGUGGGUUCCCACAUUGCCGUGGACCUGGCCAAGGCAUUCGGCGAACGCUUCAGCGGUGGCAAUUUGGAAGUGAUGAACGAUCUGGUGCUGGCCGGUUUCCUGGGACGCAAAUCCGGAAAGGGCAUCUUCCUGUACGAUGGCCAGAAGAGGGGCACUCGUCCGGUGAACAACGACGCCGUGGAGAUCGUGAAGCAGAAGUACGGUCUCGUUUCGAAGGGAGCCAAUACGCCCGAGGAUCUGACGCUGCGAAUGGUGUCGCGUUUCAUCAACGAGGCUGUGCUGUGUCUGGAGGAGAAGAUCCUGGACAGUCCGCUGGAGGGCGAUGUGGGCGCCGUUUUCGGACUGGGCUUCCCGCCAUUCUCCGGCGGUCCCUUCCGUUGGGUCGACCAGUACGGAGCUGGCAAGCUGGUCAGCAAGAUGCAGUCCUAUGCCGAGCUGUACGGAGCUCCCUUCAAGCCCGCCCAGACUCUGCUCGACAUGGCCAAGGACCCGGCGAAGAAGUUCUACCCCAAGACUGGCUCCUCGAAGCUGUAGAUCCGAUCCAAUCCGAUCCGCAGCCUCCGAUGUAGCCGCCAACGAAAUUUAGCUUUUAGUGCGAAGACAGGGACAAGGUGUGUCCUUGUGCAUUUCUCUCAGAAAGGAGAGCAUCCGCUCAAUUGAAAGUGGGGCAAGGCCCUGCGAAGAACACCCUCUGUUGAAGUUGUCGAGAUUUAAAUUAAAGUUUACCAUGUAAUUUUCCAUA
Molecule: messenger RNA, 2715 nt
Organism: Drosophila takahashii
Lineage: Eukaryota; Metazoa; Arthropoda; Insecta; Diptera; Drosophilidae
Gene: Mtpalpha
Product: monolysocardiolipin acyltransferase Mtpalpha
Biological process (GO): fatty acid beta-oxidation
Cellular component (GO): mitochondrial fatty acid beta-oxidation multienzyme complex; mitochondrion
Molecular function (GO): (3S)-3-hydroxyacyl-CoA dehydrogenase (NAD+) activity; NAD+ binding; enoyl-CoA hydratase activity
Source: RefSeq, a predicted model, not a curated record